AUUUGGGUGAGAAAAAGGGUUUUUAGGAGGAGUAAAUAUAUUAUGAGUGCGAGGGUUUUGUAAAGCAAACAGCAGUGAGUGGUGAUACCAAUGGGGAGCACGGCGGUGGAGAAGACGGAGGAAGAACUCCGCAACGAGAUCGAUGAGCUUCUUCGCCAACAGCGCGAGAUAACUGAGAGGCUUCGAGAUCCUCGAGGCCUCCGUAGAGGUGCCUUGUCAGCUCCUGCUCUUCGCAGCAACGGUGUUCGCCAACGACCCUUUCUUCGCCCUGGAGACAGGAAUGAUUCUGAAGAUCAACCACCUGCCAAACGUCGACUUUCAUCUGCUGUCGUUAAGGUGGAUGAUGGGGAGUUACCUGAAGAUGCUGAUGCGGGACAGGAUGAUAAAACAAAGGAUUCAGCUGGCGAAGGGGUAAAUGGGACUGGUACGGUUGACCAGAGUGAUAGGAAUCCUUUUACUUCUCACCAAACUGGAUGGACUAGAAGAGAUAGUAAUCAAAGAACUUCAAAGGCUCCUGACAUUCCUUCUGCGGAACAUGUUCCAAGGGUAUUGCCAAAGAAUGAGGAUCCAAGCUUGGUUAAUAGGAACAAGCGAAUGCUGGGUCAACUUUUGGGAACCCUGGAGAAAUUCAGAAAGGAAGACAUGCAACUCUCAGGAACAGAGGCAUAUAUGAGAAGAUCUAAUUCUUUGCAAAGAGCUGAGCAAAGGGCACGUGAAGAAAGUGAAAGGCUUAGGAAAGAAGAGCGUGAACAGAUUGCUGAAAAACGGAGAAGAGAUUUGACUCUUAGGGCUCGUGUGGCUGCUAAAACAGAAGAAAAGAAAUUGGAGCUGCUAUUUCUUCGGUGGAGUGAGCAUCAUAAAAGACUAAGCAAUUUUAUAAGGACUAAAGCAGAGCCCCCAAUCUACUAUUUGCCUAACAAGCCCUUGGAUGAAGAUCCUACGUCACUUGAGAAGCGCAAAGAAGAGGCUUUCCUAGAAUGGAAGAAUGCAAGAAGAGAGGAAGUGUCUGAGUAUCAGAAACAAAUUGGGGAACAGUAUCUUGCCAAUGUUGAGAAGGAAUUGGAGAGAUGGCAGAAUGCAAGGAACGCUAGGAAAGUAAACAAUGAUCAGAAUUUACAGGAGACUAUGGACAAAGAGUUGGAUACUCAUAGGCUUGAGCACGGUCCUAAGAAAAGGAAGAUCCCUGGUGGAAACAAUAAUGAAGAUGAUGAUGAUGUGGAAGAUAUAAAUGUCGGAGAGGACGACAUGAUGGAUGACGAAUUAGACGAUGAAGCUGGUAGAAGGAUUGAUGAAACAACUAAGGCGGAAACAGCUAACACCAGCGCAGAUCCCGCAGCUGAUACCGAUACCGAUAAUGUGGACCGGACGUGAUGGCCCGCUAGUACACAAUUUUCAAUCAUUCUAUGAGAUAUUCAUGUUUAGUAGUUAAUCGCUUGCUAUUGUAGUAUUCUAGGCUUAUGUAUUCGAACUUAAUUGCCUUUGUAUUUUUCUGUAUUCAAAUGAACUUUUUUCAAUCUUCAUUUCAUCACUUAUUCUCUUUGUAUUGCUAACCUCUUGGAAAUCAGAGUAAUGCACAACAUGUUUGUUGGGUUUGU
Messenger RNA from Abrus precatorius (Indian licorice), 1595 nucleotides. RefSeq names its product pinin. The coding region runs from base 91 to 1371 and encodes 426 amino acids. The record is from RefSeq and is a predicted model, not a curated record. The transcript is spliced from 10 exons. Gene Ontology annotation, cellular component: catalytic step 2 spliceosome. NCBI's taxonomy places the organism in Eukaryota, Viridiplantae, Streptophyta, Magnoliopsida, Fabales, Fabaceae.